AUUCCAUAAAUGCUUCUAAUGUUCUCUGAAUUUUCUCAGUGUCACAUCAGAGGGAUGACUAACGUCUAGUUUCUUGCAAGGAUAUGGAUACGACAUUUCUACGGAGUAUAACUAGCUGGAUCAUUUCAGCUCUUGUGAUCUUUGCGUCAUUGCGUCAGUCGGGUAAUUACCUAUUAUCAGUUUUUUGUCGAUUUGAGUUGCCACUAAAAUGUACAUAGCUGAAAAUAUCUUAUCAUUAUUGCUAUUAUUACUUUUGUUUUUUUUUUUACCUGCGGUGGCAAAUCAUAUGUCUCUAAUGUCGUCUGAUUUUAGAUGCCAUCGUAUGGAUAAAUCGGCCAUCCAAACCGACCAUCAUAGUAGAAGGAGUGAACAGCACUGGAGUAAAACUCGAGUGGAACUUCCUUCUGCAUUCAGGUGACGUUGUUCAAAGCGUGUUUCUACAAAGACAGAGAAGAGGCAAUCCUUUGCCGAUCGUCCUUGCGUCCAGGCACUCCAAUAACGCGUUUACCUUUCUCAAUAGCGUGUUCCUAAAGGAGUACGAUGCAAAACUACCAAAUACGUUGGUAUUAAGAGAUGUGAAUAACAACAAGGAAUACUUUUACUCUAUUAUUGUAAAUUACGUUCGCAACAAUAUUGUUCAAAUCCCUCUUGAAGAUCAAGUCGAGGUGAUUGUUUAUGGUAAGCAAGACCAUUCCUUAUUUUGGAAAUUUAUUUAACGCAGGUGAUUUUCAUGGAUUAUUUCAGUUUCUUCAAUUCGAAAACAAGUAGCCUAUAUAUAUUUUUAGUAUAUUGCAAUGCCCUAGAGAUACACAGCAAGAACUGGAUAAAAUUUGAUCCCUGUCAGAUUGUAUUAUAGGGCAUUCGGAUAACGCUCUCAUUUGCCCUUAAAAAAUUUAGUGUGCGUUUAUGGAACAUUUUUAUCUGACAAGAAUCGUAAUUGAAAUGAUACUGUUUCAAAGAUUAUCGCUAAGCUACCGAAUUUAAAGUAAUUAACUUGAAUAACAUGUAUAUUGUUCUCAAUAUAUUGUUCUUUAUUUUGCUUUAAAAUAUUCAAAAGCUCAAUAUUUUGCGCCAGAAUUUACAUUGUAAAUGUCAGUCAUCAGCCUUACAAGUUCUUCAAGGCUCCCUUGAAAUGAGUAUCUACCGUGCUACUACCCCGCCAAAACAAAAAAAAAAACUUUUCGAAAUUCAGGUUUGAGAUUUUUUGAUAAAACGAUUUUAGCAGUUAUGAUCAAUAUCAUAUUUUUGGACGGGAGAGAACUGGGGUGCCUCGAUUAAAGUUUUUUUGUUGUUUUGUCGACGAAACAAGGGUGGGUGUGUGUGCAAGAAGGCGAGCAACUUCCAUGUACUCGUGUCAAAGGGUUUUCACCGAUCAGUUUAUUUUCAGAACGAUUUUAGCAAGAAUUUAUAAUAUCUGUUAACUUCCACAAACCAAUCAGCAAAACUGAGAGAUCUGAAAAUAGUAUUUUGGACCCUUUACGACUACUUUUAUUCUAUUUGACACAUUAAGCCCCGUGCAAACGGACGCAACAUUUUUGGAUGAUAUAUGUUGCGUCCGAUUGCACACCCUUUUGCAUGUUAUUGCAUGUUGUUGCGUGUUGUUGUGAGUUGUAUGCCAAAAGUUUGAAACAGGUCAAAUGUUAAGCUACGUACAAACGGGCGCAACAACUCCCGACAUUGUUGCACCAACAAUUGCUGCAUUCCUGUUUGUAUCGAAAGCAUGUUUAGCGUCUUCAUUUUUGUCCCCAUUCGAUCUUCCCCGGCACUUUGAAUGCCGCGGAUAUUCUCGGGGCAUUUGAUAUGUAAAUGAUUUAAAUAGGAACUCUACCUCCCACGGCUAAUAUCUGCUAAUAUCUUAUUAUUUCGAGUCAUGUUUCUUUUUAUGCGCACUGUAUUUCUAAGGCAUUCUAUACAGCAUUAAAUAUUUAGCAAUAAUUGGAUGAGGAUGAUUAUGAUGUGAAGAAUUAUGUAGAUCGAGGAGCCUAUUACCGGUGGAUAACAGCCUUCCAGAUCUGCAUAAUUCUUCACAUCAUACGAAAGCAGAAUUUAAUAAUUGGUUCUAACAUUUCUUAGUUUUUAGUUCAUUUGUGAAUAUUGCAGCUAGGAAGCCGCGCACGCCAAAGAGGUUGAUCUAUGGUCUAUUGCACAUGCAGCCUCUUUUACAGGAAAAUAUACCAUGGAUCAACCUCGUUUCCAGGCUAAUGUGCCAUCGAAUCGAUUGCAUAUUGCUCUCAUUUUCAAAAUUUGGACAACGCCGGUUGGUUAUUAAGAAUUAUCCGGGAGCUUUGUGCCAAUCAGUGGGUAGGAAUAAUUGCGUUAAAGAUCAUGAACGCAAAUUCAUUUUUUAAGCAACGUUUUCAUCGCCGUCGCGUCGUUAGAUCUUUAAGUCCCUCAUAUCUGCUGAUCAACGAGUUACAGAAAAACAGCCAUUUUGGAAAUAAAUAACCGCUAGCCAGUUCUUUAAGGGUGACAAAAGUGUUGGCUGAAGGGCAUCCAAUUAUAAGCCCGGUGGCUUCUCUUGGGCUUCCUCGCCAUGAGAGUUUAACGGCGGAAACCGAAGUUUAAACCGUAAGCUGAUCUUGCGCGUCAUGAGUCCUUUAGGUCUGCGGUACGCGUAAGGGAAACGUAACGCAAUGUGACUGUGUGAUCGAAAUAACCACGUGAAUGGGUUUUAAAUAGAGGUUUGAUAUUCCCACGAUGAAUUAAUUCCUAUGGCCCAAAUGUCUCGCAGCUAGUCUUAUUUUCUGUUUAUUAAUCACAGCUUGAUUAAAAGGGACGUCAAAUUCCAUUAUGUGUAUCACACACAUCCUGCCUUUAUUUCCAGCUCCUCCAAGAAUAACAAAGGCGCCGGUGUUGGAAUCAGAAGUCAGUGUGGGGCAGAAACUGACCCUUACAUGCAAUGCAUCUGGUGACCCAAGGCCAAAUAUCAAGUGGGCAAAAGAUGGAGUAGCGCGAAGCAAGUUUCACGUCUCUGGUUACAAGUUGAAUCUCGCUAAUGUACAGAGAAAAGAUAUUGGGUCAUACAGAUGCAUAGCCAGCAAUAGAUAUGGCGUUGCCAGUAGCAUAUCCAUGGUAACCAUCUAUUGUAAGUAAUAACACUCCACAUGUAUUCUUACCUACAUGUAAGGCAGACUAUAUUAAUUUAAGAAAUGAUAAACGUGCAGCGUGCAGCCAUUACGUUACGGAUGCCCGCUGGUAGGUUGGUAAGAACUUAAGAAGCCUAAGAGUUGCUAGAGGCGUAGCCGAAAGCAACUCUAGCUUCUUGAAAACGGAAAAGAAAAUGCUAUGAAAAGUUUUCAAAAGAAAAAAAAAACGGUUUCUCUAUUUUCCUAAAUAAUGUCUAACCAAUAGCAAAGCUCAAUGGGUCGUGCGCAGUGUAAUUGGCUCUUAGUCGUGAAUAAAUGCCCAGUCUUGAAAGAUGUCGGAAACUAUGGCUUAUGGUAUGUUCACCCUGUACCGGAUAACAUUUGGCCGGCACGAAAACCAUACCGGAUAGGGCUUCUGUUCACACACAAGAACGGUGAUUUUCUGUAUUGGAGCGAAGCCACGCCGCGCCGAUCCAUUAAGUGUAGCGACAUAUACAGGAUAGCUCAUUUCUGAUGCCACAUUUUGGUGCAGUGUAAACAGGUAUCUGGAUCGUAGCGGAUUGGGAGCGGGGACUGGAAUCCACUGAGACGGAUGUAAAUAUUCAGGAGUGAGGACAGGGAUUUGCGGUUCAUCAUACCUUCUCGGCCAGCCGCUCCGGCAGGAUGUAUGUUAAGGACUUGUUCCAGUCACUGUGACGUUGAUGCUCAUACUAUACCGGAUAGCAUAUCCGGCAUGUCGUGAGCAUAGCCUUAGACAUAGCCUUAGCUGUUUUUCAUGAUUUUUAAAUACUGCAAUACAUUAGGUCCUCCCGGUCAGUGCACAGUCCUUGAAGUUGGAAUUGUCAUAACAAAUGUACAAUGGAGGCAGGAGUUAGCAAACCCUCAAACACGUGAAUACACGAUGUUAAAAUCCAAUUUGUCAACAGAUGUAAGUGGGCCUAAUCUUUAUUUUUUUUUUGUCAUUUUUAAGCUCCUCAACAGAAUAACCAUCUAUGUUGAUUUAGUUAUCUACAUCCAUAAAUUCAAUAAGCUUAGUGUUUGAAGCUUGCAUUAUCUGGGAAUAGCAGAGCUUAAUUCAUAUGCGGGAUAAGCCGGGAUAGGGGAGCUUUGGGGAAAAGGUCUAUUGUAACCACACCUAUUAUACUAUCACUACACCAUAGUUUGAAAGACUACCUGUGAUCACGAAAGUUGUACGUCUAGAGGUGUGAGGGAGAUCACUUCAGGGAAAUAUCAUUUAAAGGGAAGGAUCGGCUUUGGACUGGUCCUUAUGGCAGACGAACAGUGUAGAUCAUUCAAUUUAAAUUUAUAUUUUUUUUAAUUAGGCCUGUCAGUGGUAAUGAAGCCUGUAAUAUUUAUUUUGUGCUUUUUGCGCGACUUUUGGGAAAUUUGUUGCUAAAUAUUGCAAGUGCUUUUUAAUUUUUCUAACAUUGAAGCAUAAUUUAUAUGUUGUAGAUCGCAAGCAUUUACACAACACCCAAUAAUGCUGAUUAUCAAUUUUACGGAAUGACUGCUGUAAAUUUCAGGUAAACUUUAAUUGUAAUUCUUUACAAAAUUCACAUUUUAAAACACAAGGAAUGAAGACCUUCUUUUUACAUCUUACGAUUUUCAUUUUAUCCAUGAUUUUGUUUUCAAUUUGUCACGCCAACCUGCUUGCAUGGUUAGUUGAAGCAUUGUUUUGAAGGCUCUCUUACAGUGUCCAGAACUAAGUAAUUAUUAUGUAUUGUCGUGACUGUUGAUCGCUUUUUUAAGAGAUGGAACUUACUUUAUUCAAAACAACCCCAUUGCAAAAGAUUUUCUCGUCACAUAUUCACGGAAACGUGGCAGGAAACCCAUUGACCACAAUGGCUUAAAAGCAUUCUUCCCGGCUGAGAGUAUCUAAAGUCCUUCGCGUAGGAAAAUUAUCACUACGUUUAUAAUAAAAGGUUUUAUGUAUUGGAAAAAAGGAAAAAAGGUAAUGGUACACAUGUAGUACGUAAAUAAUUCACUUCUUUGUUAGACCUGGUUUUGUCGCUGUUGUGCAGCUCAAGUUCCACAAAAACGUUGCCAGUCCUUUGAAGCCCUUGCAAGAUGAUGUCAGUGAUGGUAAUCUUGGACCGUUUGAAGUUUCAAAGCAGUUAGAUCUCAAUCCAAGUAUGCGAAACUCAGUUUCUCUACUGCUAUUCGAAGUCACGCUUAAAUGUACUAACUGAUACUAUCCAAAUACACAAUUAAAAAAUUUAAGGUCACUAGAAACAGCAACACCAUCAUUUGAGAUUUGUGCUUACGUUCAGCUGUUAAAACAGGGGUGCCUCCUGAAUUUUUUAUAGUUUAGAUGAAUUCAUCAUUCAAUGUCAAUGCUUUUUUAUUUCCGCAUACAGAUUUUCAUAAAGAUUCCUGCUUUCAAAGGAGAGCUAAUAGCAAAAAUGUAGAACUGCAGCAGCCCACCACUUGGAGCCUCCAUCUCCAUUAAUUUCUCGAGUCAACCCUUUCCCGAGUAGACUUAUAAAUAGAACGGCUUGUUUCCCGCGAAAAGUGUUAUAUUUCCGUGAGUCUCGUAUGUCACAGUGAAAAAAUAAAGUUUGAUGGAGUCGAACUCAGAAGCCCGUCCUUCGACUGUUUUCCCUUUUUAAUAUACGUCCAUUUUUACCAUUUUACAGCCGCUGGGAUGAAAUAAAAGUUAAGGGCUUGUCUGGGAGAUUGAAGCCCUAUUUGAUGGGCUCCUGAGAACGGUCUUUAUAAUCAUUGUAUCCGUUCACGCUUUAAUUUUCUUUUCAGAAUUUCCGAGCACAGCCAGCACUCUUAAAACGACGAAUGAUUUUGAAACAGUUCCCUACAGUCCUAAAACAGACCAGUCUGCCGCAGGUAUGUGACCUCUUGUUGCUUACGUACUCAACGUCUCCUGUACCAUUGGUCAACCUCCUUAAUCUUGUGUUUUACCCGUCUCCCAGUCACCAAAGUAACGGUAAACUCCCCGAAAUAAUUCCGCUCCCACUUAUUCUGUUUCGUAAAUUUUAGAAACUGCGCUUUACAUGCCAAGAUCUGAUUUUCCCAUUAUCCAACCAGGAUUUUUUCACUUUUUGGAUAUUCUCAGGAAAAAAGAAGACUGGGCGAGCCUCAGGAAAAAAAUAAAUAGCAAAAAAAACUCGUCUUCUCCUCUUUCAGUUUCGCCGCGUAAAACCUGGGCGCCCGAAUCCCCGGCUAAAGGAAGAAGAGUUGCUUCUACUGCCAGCAACACAUGUACAAGUAUAAAAAGUGGUGUUGUUGCUUUCGUCGCUGGAACAACAACUUUACUUGCUGUUAUUAGAACGGUUUUCAAGUGA
This is a messenger RNA of Porites evermanni, 6385 nucleotides long. NCBI's taxonomy places the organism in Eukaryota, Metazoa, Cnidaria, Anthozoa, Scleractinia, Poritidae. The record is from the annotation of a GenBank genome assembly.